UUAGGGCUCGGCGAGGUAAGAUGGCGGCGCCAGAAGAACAGGAAUUAUCUCAGGCUCAAACUGAAAAACUCCUCCAGUUUCAGGACCUGACAGGCUUGGAGUCAAUGGACCAAUGUCGGCGCACAUUAGAACAGCACAAUUGGAACAUUGAGGCUGCAGUACAAGACAGACUAAAUGAGCAAGAAGGAGUUCCGAGUGUGUUCAACCCGCCGCCCGCCAGACCGUUGCAGGUCAACACAACAGACCACAGAGUGUAUAGCUAUAUUGUCUCAAGGCCACAGCCUAGAGGCUUAUUAGGUUGGAGUUACUACUUGAUAAUGCUUCCCUUCAGGUUUACGUAUUAUACACUUCUGGAUGUAUUCAGGUUUGCCCUGAGAUUCAUUCGGCCAGAUCCAAGGGGUCGUGUCACAGAUCCUGUUGGAGAUGUCAUGUCCUUUAUUCAUAGUUUUGAGGAGAAAUAUGGUAGAUCGCAUCCUGUUUUCUACCAGGGAACAUAUAGUCAGGCUCUGAAUGAUGCCAAGCGAGAACUUCGCUACUUGUUAGUUUAUCUUCAUGGAGAUGAUCACCAGGACACAGAUGAGUUCUGCCGAGCCACAUUAUGUUCAGAAGAGGUACUGACCUUCGUUAACACAAGGAUGCUGUUUUGGGCAUGUUCCACCAGCAAGCCGGAGGGUUACAGAGUCUCUCAGGCCCUGCGUGAGAACACCUAUCCCUUCCUGGCUAUGAUCAUGCUGAAGGACCGCAAAAUGACAGUUGUUGGAAGACUGGAGGGGCUGAUCCAGCCUGAGGAUCUUAUCAACCAGCUGAACUUCAUCAUGGAGGCAAACCAGACAUAUCUCAUGUCAGAGCAACUGGAGAGGGAAGAGAGGAAUCAGACGCAGGUACUGAGGCAGCAGCAGGAUGAAGCUUACCUGGAGUCCCUCCGUGCAGACCAGGAAAAAGACAGAAAGAAAAGAGAAGAACAAGAGCAGAAACGCCAAGAGGAGGAGAAGGCACGCCAGAGCAUACUCGCAGAGGAGAGGAGACUGAGAACACUGGAAGAAGAGAAGGAGCGCAAGUCUGAGUGUCUUCCCCCUGAGCCGCCCUCGGACGACCCUGACAGUGUCAAAAUAGUGUUCAAAUUGCCCAACGACACUCGCGUGGAACGGAGAUUCCUCUUCAGCCAGUCUUUGACGGUAAUACACGACUUCCUGUUUUCAUUGAAAGAGACCCCUGAGAAAUUCCAAAUAGUAACGAAUUUCCCACGCCGGGUCCUGCCUUGCCUGCCGACGGAAGAGCAGCCCAAUCCCCCCACUCUGAAGGAAGCCGGUCUGAGCCGGUCAGAAGUCCUCUUUGUGCAGGACCUCACAGACGAUUGACAUUUAGCUUUGCUAACCCUCUGCUCACGAGUCGAGUCCCGCCUCCCCUCCAGUUUGUUCGAUGGCCUGGACAAGGGAUCACUGAAAGAAACCUUUUACUGAAUUUAAAAAAAAAAAAAAGAAUAAUAAUAUCCCAUCCUUCCCUGCAGUGAAGUUUUGUUCUGUAAAAUGAGUGCAAGGUGAACAGCCCUGUAAAUAUAUGACUUAGAUAUUUAAGGACAAGCCUGGAAGCCACAACAGAGUUAUCUUUUUCUUUUCUUUUUGUUUUUUUAUGCAAAUCAAAGUCGACCAUAUAAUUGUAUCUCAUCUAAUGACCAAAAGAGAGGUUGUCAGCAAAGGAUCCGAUGGGCUGCUUGUGGUUCAGAUAAGAAAACAAAAGGCCACAACCUUUCCAUGUGGCUUUGUAUAUAUAGAGUAUAGUGCAAGUCUGCCCAUAGUGUGCCUGUGGUAAUUCAUAGAUGCCUAUGUUACCUGUCGUCCAUCUGAUGGGUCUGGUCAUGUAAAGAUGUCAUUUUCCAAUUCUAAAUUAAACAUUUUAAAAUGUUGUUGUGGUUUUACUAACAAUGUUCUGGUUCAACUUUAACGUUGCAGCCUGCUGCACAAACCUGAAGCCAUGGCGAUUUUAAUAUUUUUGUAGGUAUGUGGAAAUAAAAUAUGGUGCUGAAUAAUGGCUUAAACCAUUCAUUGUACAAUUUUCUAAAGUAAUUGGAGAGGUAGUAACUCAGAUUACUUUGUUUUAUAGCAUUAAGUCUGUUUCAAUGUGAGUCUGAACUAUUAGGGUGAAUCUCACAAAGUUGGUCAAAAGAUGGGUUACAUUUAACCCCCAAAUCAAAAGAGAGUCUAUUGACGCCAUUACGGUUUUCUUUUUGCAUUGUGACUUUUUCUUUGUAGACAAUUUCUCCAUUAAUCAUAGAUGCAUGUACCAUAUAAAUCAUCCAAUCAAAAAGGUAGUAUUUCUUGUGCUGCCUUUAUUCUGAUUUGAAUCAACAAAUUGUGUACAGACUGAAGAUUUAUAUUACUGUAUCACAGUAAUGAUGUGCUCAAUAUUGAGAAUGUAAAUUGCCCAUGUCUCAAUGCAAAAAAACAAAACAA
Molecule: messenger RNA, 2450 nt
Organism: Pimephales promelas (fathead minnow)
Lineage: Eukaryota; Metazoa; Chordata; Actinopteri; Cypriniformes; Leuciscidae
Gene: faf2
Product: Fas associated factor family member 2
Biological process (GO): ERAD pathway
Cellular component (GO): endoplasmic reticulum
Molecular function (GO): ubiquitin binding
Source: RefSeq, a predicted model, not a curated record